CAGAAUCCCUCGUCUGAGGGCUUCGGUUGACGCUUCGGCCUAAACGAACAAUGCAGCGGUCAGUACGCAGCGUGGAAGCCGAGCAGGAGCAGGAAGUCGACGGCGAUCGUCGGAAGAGGCGACAAUGGAAGGACAACGAGGUUUCAUGCGCGCGCGCGAACGCACGCACGCACGCACGCACGCACACACAACACGCCGCGAAGAAAGCCGUCCUUAUCCGGCGGCCCCGGCCCGGACUGACUCGGUUCUCACCUUGUGGGACUCCUCUUGUCGCCCAUGCCAGAACAGCUUCCACUGGGCUUCGGGGAUGGGUUCGAACCGGCGGUAUUCUCCGAGCUUUUCACUAAAAAAAAGACGCGACGCGCCUGUGCCGCUCCAGCUGUCGUGGAAACUCCGCUUGGGAGGUGGUCACGUGUCGCGACUCCGCCAAUCAAGCGGCUCGUUACUUCCCGAGGCUGACAUUCCUCAUGAUGAGUCCAUGGCGCGUUCAGGUGCUGUGCGUAAACGCGGAUGUCGUGGCGAUCAAGACGUUGCUCGCUGCGUUUCGUCGCUCUUUGACCUCUCGAGUACAGAGGUCCAGCCACCUGCGACGUAUUUGCACGCCAGCUGACCCGUGGUGGUUUUUCGAGUCUAACCCCGGUAGUUGCAAAUGUUUUGUGCUUUAGACACGUCAGGCAUAGAGACCAUAUAUCUAUCUCCAUGAUGAAGUUCACACGUGCACCAGCCGCAUAUUAUCAAUCAUUCUACAGUGUCUUGCUUGAGGCCGACUAUAGCCGCCAGGAGCAGUCAGCAGAGUUUCGGCGUCGUGACUGGUUAUUACUCCCUAGCUUUGUCUCCAAACUGUCCCUCAGAUGUGCUGGUUCCUUCCCAUGAAACCCUGAGCAUCUCCAAAUAUGCCUCCCGUGUCCCCGCUCCUGGCAGCUCUCCCUACUGGCCCCUCGGGCAGGACCGCGUGGGUGCAGGCUUCUGUUCCGAUCCUGCAAGCACAUGGAGCUGAGCCCAUCAGCAGACUGACCAGUGAACGCAGCCUUCAGACACCUGAUGGGAUGGACCGAAAAGCUGCACCCACUUGGGCCGUUUGGGAUUCAUUCUGACACCAGUGGCCCGGAGCAUCUCUUUCACCGCCGCUCUCCCGUCACUGGUCAGACCUGACAUUUGCUCCAGACCUGUUCCACCCUGCCUGCACUCUCCUCUUCACCUCGUUUGUCCUGCCUUUAGCUGCAGCCUGCUAUUUUCAGAAACGGACAUUUCACACUCUCCGCUUCCGAAAAUAACUCUCGCCAACAGAGAACGUUGAAUUCUCUGUUGGCGUCUAAACAGAGGCGUUUUUGUCUGUCUGUGAACAUCGCGGGCUCUGUCUGAUCGGGUCCCUGUCUUCACUCUGCACGACGGAGCCCGAAUGUCUGAAGUCAUCUUUCGCCACUUGCCUCAUCUCCACCCGCUCAUCUGACAUGGGUCACAGGCUUCAGCUGCCGUGCUCCUCACCACUGUAAACUUGUGUCCUGUACCUGUGUUAGACUAAAGAGGACCCUGUCUGGGGGACGACCUCGUAUUGAAAGACACCAAAGUAACCCCAGAAGGCCUGGCCCAGAGCUGCAGCCUGCGUCAGAAUGUGUGGCAAAACAAAUCUGUUUUUGUUGGACUCUUUGCUUUUCACGACAAAAUCAUCGACACUACGUCAUUUGGGAGUCUCUUUGUACUUUGGAUCAGUCACACAUUUUAUUAGAAAACACUUGUGGUCCUGGUUCAACAGUGGAAAAAUCCCCUGUAUAAGCAGAAUGCAGUCCAACUUCAAAAAAGGGGCGGGUUCAUAUUUCCUUUAGUCGCUGACUUCCUCUUCAUCGCUGAAGUAUGCGCUCUUUUUGAUCCUGGGUUUCCUGGGGUCUGAAGACGAGGACGAGGAUGGGCCACCUUCAGCCUGAGACGCGACUGCAGUCUUCCUUCUUCUAUCCUCCUCUUCCUCGAUUCGAGCUUGCUACAGAAACACACCACACUCACUGGCGCAAACAUCCGACCGGAACCAGCUAGGAAUCCACUUUUCCCACUCACUUGAAAAGCAAUGGCUUGACUCAAACUGUCCAGCGCCGGAUCCUCUCCUUCCGCCUCACUGUCCUCCUCUUCUUCGCUGAACACAAAGCUCAGUGAAACAUUGCAGGCGCCUUCAUCACAACAGCUCCUUGACAUGGAAGCAUGCAGAGCCAUGUGGAGGUGUGGGGAUGAGGGAUGACAGGGAGGGACUGGAGUGGAGGAUGGAGAGAGGGAAACGGAGGAGGACGACAGAGAGAGGUGAAGGGAAGUGAAUUGUGGCGAGUCUGGUCAUGGGCCCAGCAGUCUGAGACCUGGCACGCUUGACUCGUUUGUUUGACAUUGUUUAUCAGUGAGACUUUGGUCCUGUUGUACUUCAGGAUCCACCACCGCACAGAGAAGCCUUCACUGCGCCGGUCCACCUGGAUUCCAGCCGUGUAAAUGUGACAUAUUCCAACAGGACGUUUAUACUCACACUUGAUCUGCCUGCUGACUCUUCUUCCUCUUUUUCUUGUCCUUCUUCUUGGGCUGCUCUCUCUCGCCGAGCAUGUUGUUGGGGCAGGCGUAGCUCAGAUGUCCCGUCUCCUGUAGUGUUGACGGCCAGUCAGGCACCGCGGCAGGACGCGCGGUCUGUCGCUCACUCACCCCGCACUCGUAACACUUGGAUUUGUCCGUGUAGUUCCUCCUCCUGAUGAACUCGGCAGCCCGUCCGUUGUCGAUGGCUAUGCUGGCUUUCACCGUCCUGCCAAACAACUGCGGGACACCGUCCGUGAGCACUGCAGACCCAGCGAGAGCCGGGCGGCUGCGCUCACCUGCUUGUUGUUGACGGCCCGAGCGCAGGCGUGUGCGGACUCUUUCUCCAGGAACAGCACGAACGCCACGCCUCUGCUGCGGUGCGUGUGUUUGUCCUUGACAAUAGUGACCCUGGAAUCACAGCGGCCGUUGGAAAAGACGGUCAGGCCAAGCGUCCCGUCAGCAGUACUCACUUGACAACUUGUCCAUAUUUGGUGAAGAGCUGUGGAGAUGGACAGGCAGCGGUGGGUUUACUCGGGUUCAGCAGGGCGUCCCGCUCUCGACACGCCAGCGGACGUUACCUUGUGCAGGUCGUUGUUGGUGAGGGAGAAAGGCAGGUUGGAAACAUAGACGGUGCUUUUACUCGGAGCCAAACCGCCGCUCAUUCUGAGGCCUGAAACACGCCGCUCCUGCAACACACGGCCAGAGAAACUCAGCCCUCAGCUGUCGACAGAAGGCUAGGCGGCGACGCUCGCCAUGUCCUCCUCCUGGUGGUGAGCAAGUGUCUUGGCGGGCGGCAGCUUUACCGCCGCCUACUGGAUGGGAUGCAGGUGAGCGUCCCUGGCUCAUUCACCACUCUUACGAAUCAGUCGAAAAACAGGCGCAUUUCAACCACGACCAACCUGACGUGCGUCUCCAGACGGCCCUCCUGUGGAUGGCGAUCCGUGUCGUCGUUUCACACUUCCCACAAUGCACUGCGCUGUGCUCCGCUGCUGCUCGCGUCACGCCGGGCUCAGCACAAGAGCUAAAGCUAAGCUAACGAACACCCGCGGUGCUCGGUCUGCGUCUGGUGUGUGUGUGUGUGUUGAAAUGCGCCACGUGUUUGAACCGAAAGUCACGAAGAGACUAGUUCAAGCGGUGCCCCCUCAUUAGUUGCUAUCUCUCUGCCUUCGUGUCGGUUUCUCGUCCGAGGCUUCAGUGGGUUUGACGCCGCUCCGGACACCUGGUCCUGCUCCCGUCAGAAGAAGGUGUGAAAGCCUCUUCUGUCCUUCCGACGAGGCGCGUCCGUGCGAAGAGGCCGUGCAAGCAAUGACCUACAGAAGAGACAGAAACCUGCGAAACAUGUACGAGGAGCGGUUUCCUGACCGGGUGGGUCCCUAUCCCCGGGGCUCGCAGCCGCCGGAGCGGAGGGUUCCGUUCGGCAGGCAGGAUGACUACAACCAUGGCGCCGGCUAUGACGCUGGCCCCCGCUUCUUCACGGAGGGCGGCGACCUGCGGAACUACCAUGCUGAUGAGCAGAGGGGUUACCAUGGUGACAGCCAUCAUUUCCCCCUUGAUAGAAGGGGCGCUCCACCACCACUGCGACGGGAGGACUAUCCCUAUCGAGGACCCAGAGAAGACCCGCAUGCAGGCAGGCCCAUGGAUUUUGGCCGUGCUCCGCCCCCUAGUCACAGUCUGAGGAACUACACUGCAUCUCGAUUGGCGCCCGAGAGUGAAGAAAAUCUGACGCCGGCUAUCUUCACUGCAGGGGGCGGAAGGAAGCCCGGCCCCGCCUCCUCCUACAGAGAGCGCUCUCCGUGCCGCCGCGACGGCGUCCGCUCGCCCCACAGUCGCUCGGGUUCUAGCGUCAGCAGCAGAGGGUACUCGCCAGAUCGGGCCAAAGCCGCGUCACUUCCUGUUCAGCCAAAUAAAAUCCCAGGACUUUCCAGAGAGUCUUCUCCUCUCAGCUCCGUCUCAGUCAAGGAAGAGAACCAGCCCACGCCGGAGAAAGAAGAGCAGACGUCUGCCAACGCAGAGGAGAGUCAGAAGCCAGCGGAGGCGUUUGACUGCCAGAGAGCUGCGGUGAUAGCCGCCAAGGCCAAAGAAAUCGAAGAGAUCUUCCAAAAGGACUGCGAGGUGUUCGGGAUGGUGGUGAACAUGUUGGUGGUCAAAGACCCAAACCUGGAGACGCAGCUGCAGGUCCCGCUGAGGGAGAGCCUGGGAGAAAUCCGCGAGCGCUGCCUGAACGACCUCAAGCGUUUCAUCGCUGAGCUGGACAGAGCGCCGUGGCCCUCGGAGGGGCCGCUCUGUGACGCGUUCACCGCCGGCCACUGAGGCCAAAGCGCUCACCUCUUCCAGUGUGGGAUUUCUGACAAAAGCAAAGGUUUUCUGCUCCUCAAGUGUUCCGAGGGAAGGCCAGUGUGAUGUGCAAAUCUCAUGUUGAACUGUGGGUGGCGCUAGUUCGGUCGAGCAGCUGAGCCGUUUCUUUGCUCGAUCGUACGACUUUUGGCAGUUGACCAUCCAUGAGCUUUUUUCUCUCUCCUGGAAGUGGCCGUCCAAACGUGACCAGACUCUGAGUGCGGGGCCAAUGCUGGGUCGCCCGCUGCCGUUUUUCACGAUGAAUCAAUAAAUGUGUCUUCUGCUGUGCGUAAUGGUCGACGAAGAAGUGCAUUCUGAUUCUGCGGAAGUGGCAAACCACAGCAUGAACCGCAACAUGGAACCCCUGCUCGACGGUCUCCCGGGAGGAAGCCUCUGGUGCAGUCCAGACCUCCUCCUCCAGCUGCUCUGUUGAGAGAGGACUGUGAUCGGACCCCUGGGGGGCCGACCCUGCUCCUCCACACUGCACUGAGGACCCAUGAGAAGAGUGCUGUCGGACCAAGCACCUCCGCAGUGUUCGCUGUGGCCUGUCACUCAUGGGAUGCUUCAGGAUAUCCACCCUCAAUCCAUUCUCUUCGUUCAGCUCCACUGUCUGGGGCGGCCUGGACUGUGAUGAGGGAACCAUCACCUGCACUUCAGCCUCCGCUUGUGGCCAUGGCUUUCUCCACAGCUUUGUCUGUUGUGGGCUUCAAAGACCCGCAAUGAAGGGAUGAAUCGAAGCCCCCGGCGCUCGUCCAUUGUCUCGCAGUGACUGGAAGCCGCUGCAGCAGAAGGGUGGGCCAUUUGUCAUGAUGUAGCGCCGUGGCACACAUGGUACCAGUGAUGGCCCUCUGCCUCUGUCACUCCUCUGCAAAGAUGAGCUGGCCAGCACCAAAGUGACACGCCAUGUGAGGCGGUUCGGCCACACCAGUGGGUGGGGUCAGACGGUUCCGGGCAGGUGGCA
This is a messenger RNA of Synchiropus splendidus (mandarinfish), 5836 nucleotides long. RefSeq names its product periphilin 1 (gene pphln1). The transcript is spliced from 9 exons. Gene Ontology annotation, biological process: protein localization to heterochromatin; negative regulation of DNA-templated transcription; negative regulation of gene expression, epigenetic. The record is from RefSeq and is a predicted model, not a curated record. The coding region runs from base 3847 to 4851 and encodes 334 amino acids. NCBI's taxonomy places the organism in Eukaryota, Metazoa, Chordata, Actinopteri, Syngnathiformes, Callionymidae. Gene Ontology annotation, cellular component: nucleoplasm.